AUGAGACGAUUUUAUCAUGGCCCUCAGUGUGGCAUUACCACUGAAUCGCUAUCCCAUAUUCAAAUCGAAGAGCACGCCAAGUCAACCACUCUGUUUUCCAUUGAAGCACAGAUAUGCACUGAGCCAGUGGGUCUAUAUCUGCGGAUCCAAGAUAUCAUGCUGGCCAAGGACGGAAGGGUAGAUCUGUUCAAACUCCCCCAAAACUGGGAACCUCCACGAGCCUUUAGGAUAUGCUCGCACCUGCGAUCCUCUCAUAUUAUAAGUCUGGUCGAGCCUUUGCUUCCAGCUCAUAUCCAGGGCGCAUACUUUUCCCAAUUGGACGGCAACUGCGAUAAAUGCAACACAGACUUUCUUCUUGAAAUUCGGGAGUAUUGUGGUCAUUUGGCGCUCAUCAUCACGCGCUGGAUCAACUUGGGCUCUGGGUUGAGUCCUGAUGAUUGGUUUUGGAAGAUUCGAUCACGCGAAUCAUACUACGGGGACGGGCUUGCUCUGGAACAGGACAUGACCUGGAGCCCCCGAGUCUCAUACGAAAACAUCUCUGGCGAUUGGCCACGAGAAGCCCUGCUUUCACGCAACCUCUCGUAUUUCAAAAACAAAUCAUACAAACGUGUGAUGGAAACAACUUCCUGGCGCCCAAGUAGCUGGUUCCUACAAUCUCCAGAAAGUCGACCUAAGAACCGACGGUUUACCUAA
Messenger RNA from Penicillium verrucosum, 693 nucleotides. RefSeq lists its product as uncharacterized. The transcript has a single exon. NCBI's taxonomy places the organism in Eukaryota, Fungi, Ascomycota, Eurotiomycetes, Eurotiales, Aspergillaceae. Bases 1 to 693 code for a protein of 230 amino acids. The record is from RefSeq and is a predicted model, not a curated record.